This is a messenger RNA of Scleropages formosus (Asian bonytongue), 6349 nucleotides long. RefSeq names its product trinucleotide repeat-containing gene 6A protein-like. The coding region runs from base 583 to 5463 and encodes 1626 amino acids. Gene Ontology annotation, cellular component: P-body; nucleoplasm. Gene Ontology annotation, biological process: miRNA-mediated post-transcriptional gene silencing; positive regulation of nuclear-transcribed mRNA poly(A) tail shortening. The transcript is spliced from 23 exons. Gene Ontology annotation, molecular function: nucleic acid binding. NCBI's taxonomy places the organism in Eukaryota, Metazoa, Chordata, Actinopteri, Osteoglossiformes, Osteoglossidae. The record is from RefSeq and is a predicted model, not a curated record.
ACGGAGAGGGGGAGUUCAGUCAGUGAAGAAAAUGGCGACCGUGCGAAUAACCGCGGCGCUCUUGGAACGCUGCAAGCACAUUUGAUUUUCCGUAGCCUUAUAAUCUGCGUUCACUGGGGCUUCGCUGCACUUUAGACCUUGGAGAUUUGGAUCCUUGAGCCACCAAAGAAGCUGAAGAGAAGCAAAACAGGGUAACCAUACAAGGGAAGGAAGACCCAGUUGAUGGAAGAUAGGACAGAGGUAAAGGAAGACACACUUGAAGAAGCUGGAUUGAAAAGUGCCAGAACAUAUUGGGUCCGUUUUGACCCGGACCCAGCGCCAGCCUGCGUAGCGGCUUCCCCUUUGCGCCCAACGCCACCAGCGAUGCCAACUGUGCUCCGCCCAGCUUCAAGCCCUGAGCCGAACCAAGCUUUUUGCCUCACCCCCCUCCCCCCACAGUUGAAACGCUGAUAGUCGCUGUUCCUGGGACCUGCCGACGCCCUGGGAACCCGGACACGGCUCACCUCCGGCCAGCUGGGGGCCACGCUGCAAGCCAACGAGGGCCCCCUCCACAGCCUUGCCAACUCCAUCCUGCCCACAAGCAUGGCACCCAUUCGAGACUCAGUCAGUCACUCUCCUAACCAGACAGAUCUGAGCCAUGGCAGCUUGGGUGCUCAGUACGAAAAUCCUUCUUGGAGUACUGGUUCUCCUGGGAGCGACUCUGACAUCCCCUGGUGUGAUGUUGUGCUGCAUGGCUGCGAAAGAGAGUCUUGGCCUGUGAUCCGCGAUGGCAACUUGGAAUUGACCUCUGAAUGCGUGGACGGUGACUCUGCCUCAAGCACAGGGUCUGAGAGGAACUUGCAUGGGACAGCCUCAGGGAGCUGCAGUGGUGGAGACGACUCUGGCAUCAGUGUGCAGAGCCACGGCCCCUCUACUUGUUUUGGCUUGGCUGGUGGCAGUGACCCUACCGGCAGCGGGAGCCUGAGAGGACCUUGGGGUGUAAGCCUGAGUCCAGCAGGAAGCACAUGUGAAGGGUCUUCAGAGAGCGACCUGGGCACACAGGCUAAUGAAGGACACAGCAAGGCGCUGCCGUGGGGCUCCACUGGCUCCUCAGCCAAUCGGGAUAUGAACCCCAGCACCUCGGCCCCAAACACCAGCCUCAGCACUUGGAGUGCAACACAAAGCAGCGGGCCCUUAGGCAAUUCGAAUGUGGCCUGGAACACCCUUCAGGAUGACAACACUGAGCCUGCAGCCAACGGUACAAGUGGAAAACCUUUAAACCUUAACACUGAGACAAACGGACCAAACACUACUAAUGUGAUAACCUCUAGUUUACCAAACUCUACCAGUUCAGCGCAGACGAGUGAACCGUCCACAUGGCAUGUUUCCUCGGCUUCUAGUUGUGUUGGUGAGGGAGGAAGUGGCGCAGCAUGGGGAGAGAAGAGUGCCACCCCCCCAGAAGACCACAGUGCAGCUGACACUGUGAACACCUCUCUCACACAAGCAGGGCUGAGUGCCCCUGCUUCUUGCAGGAGCAGUGAUAACGCUAAUAGGGGGUGGGAGUCUGGACCUAAGUCUUCUCCAAGUUUGUCCUGGUCAGCAGGCAGUGCUGCAACCCAACAUCCCUGGGGAAGUGUCUCAUCGUCGUCCUCAACAUCUGUCACGUCACAUGCUGGCGGAAGGUCCUCGAACAGCGAGUGGACAUCCCUCCCCAGUGCUGGGCUGUGCGAAGGUGAUAACGGCACCGGGAAGCAAACGAGCGCCUGGAGGUCAUUGGAAGAUGAUGCUUUGGGCAGAGGGGGGGCCGCAUCCCACAGUAGCAGCUCAGCUAGCACCUGGCCCAGGCCUGUGGAGGCAAGUGAAGGUAGCAGUGAGAGCAGCGUAGGCAGCCGCACAGAGAGAGACACGCACCGCAGCAUUCGUAAGAAGGGGAGCAGCCCAUCGGGACUGGUGCAGAGCAUGCUUUCAAGGGGAGAUAUUGACCCCCGUGUCCUGUCUAACACAGGCUGGGGCCAGACCCCAAUUCGACAGGACAAUGCUUGGGAUUUGGCUGCUUUACAGACUCGCACAAAGCCAGAGAUCAGUACAGGAGCCAAAGGAACCAAAGGCUCCAGUGCACAGGAUAGCUGGGGGGAUGCGCUGACUGCAUCAGGAUCAGUUAAAAAUGGCCAGGCUGUGGGGUCCAAUAAGGGGGAUUGCUCUUGGAGCAACGGGCAAAAAUCAAAGCAAGGAUGGGUGCCUCCUGCUGGGGGUGAGGAAUGGGCUGGGGUUGGCCACUGGGUUGAACCCCAGAAGCCAGGUUCCGGCAGCUGGGAGAGCGACAGUGACCGCUCGGGGUCUGGCUGGAGCGAGGCAGGCCAUGGCAGCACUGGCAGUACCUGGGACGGCAGCAGCGAGGGGCGCGCCCCCAGCAGAAGUGACGGUGUGUCUGUGUGGAGCGAUGCCACUAAAUUUGAUAAUGGCCAGCAUAAAGGUGGCGUGGAGAAUGGGAAUCCUAAACAGUCUACCCAGUGCUGGGGGGAGGACACGGCCUCCUGCAGUUCUGCAGAAUGGUGUAGGAUGCAGGAUUCUUCAGGGGUCCAGAGCAAAGCCUCAGGGUGGUUGGGGGGACCCAUGCCAUCACCACCUAGAGAGAAUGAGCCCACAGGCUGGGAGGAGCCCUCGCCUGAGUCUAUCCGCCGCAAGAUGGAGAUUGAUGAUGGCACCUCUGCCUGGGGCGACCCCAGCAAGUACAACAGUGGCAAUGUAAACAUGUGGAACGCAAGCAGUGGUCUUAAUACGGCGCUGCCCAAAGCCCAGCCUCAGCACACUGCACCGGCAGCAGAGAUUGCUCCACCCCCCUGCUCUUUAUCCAGCAAAGCAAAGUCCUCCAGCUCAAGUUGGGGGGAACCAUACGAAACAGCACAGAAAUGCGAGUCCUCGUGGGUUGUUCCGGUCACCAUUGACAACGGCACCUCGGCAUGGGGUAAGCCAGUAGACACGGGUGCGAGCUGGGAAGAGCCUGCAUCUUGCGGAUGGGCAGGUCCAAAACCUGCGCAAGACACCUGGGGGGGUGAGGGACUUCCUGCCCCUGGUGCCCAUCCCCCAAGUUGGGAGCCAGAGGAGGAGGUGGAAAUUGGGAUGUGGAGCAAUAACACUUCAGCUGAGAUGAGUCAGACUGGCAGUUGGUCAGGCACAAAGAAGGCUGGUCCAAAGUACAACAAAGGAACGAAUAAGCCAGAUGACACUUGGAUGAAUCAGUUUUCAAAACAAUUCAACGACAUAAAUUUCACAAGAGAGCCUUCUGAGGAGGCCAUGAGAAGCAACAGGAUGGAGAUAGCAGGUGGAGUGCUGGCCGACAAGCAUAUGGAUGUUGAGAAGCACGGACAGAGCCUGGAGUACAAUGGCAUGAUGAGGAAAGGGGUUGGGACACGGCAGCAGAUGGCCAAAGAUGAUCGCAGCCCCUACUUUGACAAGAACAUGAGCCCUGUGUUUGGGGGUGGAAAUACAGCUCUGCCUGGGAGGGCCUCCCAGCAGCUUCCCUCUCAGCCCAACCUGCGCAGUCAAGUGCCUCCUCUGCUUCCCUCUCAGGUCCCAGCAUCCUUACUGAAGUAUCCCCCUGCCAGUGGUGGUCUUGGCCCUCUGUUGGCACCCCAGCAGAUGGCCAUGCUCAGCCAACUUAGCCAACUCAGCCAACUCAACCAACUCAACCAACUUAGCCAGCUGCAGCGCCUCCUACUGCAGCAGCAGAAGAUCCAGCAGCAGCAGAGAAACAUGACUGUAGGGAGUCGUCAGCAGCCAGAUCUGCAGGGUCGGUCUGUAGGCUCUAAUGUUCAGCCAUUAACAGCACCUUCGCGACACCUCGACCCCCCUCAGCCCAAAAGGCAGAGUUCUCCACUGCCUCCGUCAGCACUAGCCUCCUACAUGGAGACAUUGGUGCCCCAGGCAGGGUCUGAGCCGUCUAGAGAGCAGCACACACUUGGAGCAUUUUCCAGUUUCCCCCUGGGCAGCUACCCCAUCCACAGUGGCCUGAGGCAGGCUGAGGCCCUGCUGCAGCAGGCUGUCAAACCCCCUACUCCAAUGCUCACAUCGGAUGGCCACAGCCUCUUGAACAAUGGUCUUGCAUGCCCCGAGUCACCUAUCCAGCCUCGGACACGAAGGCCGCUCACCACCCUUGACACUACUACAGCAUCUGCCCGAGGCCUGAGCUCCAGCUUGAAUGUCAAUAAUCUGGAUAUCAACUUUAAGGAGCCACAGAGUCGGCUGAAGAAGUGGACAGCAUUGGAUAUGUCCGUCAGCUCCCCUCUAGAUCCAACCCCUGGCAAACCUGGUGCACUCUCCUCUGGGCUCAGACUGGAGGACCCUGCUUUUAUUUCGUACGACUUCCGCAACGGCAGCAGUUCCCCUGUCAGCCCACCUGGUUCAGUGGGGGACAGCUGGUCCACCCGUGCCAAAUCUCCCCAUGGUAUCAGUCAGGCCAGCUGGCCACCAGAAUUUCGGCCCGGUGAGCCCUGGAAAGGCUAUCCAAACAUUGACCCUGAAACUGACCCGUACGUCACUCCCGGCAGCGUGAUGAACAUUCUCUCCAUCAAUACUGUCCGGGACGUUGAACACCUCAGGGACAGAAACAAUGGGUCAACCUCCUCUCUUAACACCACGCUGCCUUCAACUAGUGCCUGGUCAUCCAUUCGUGCCUACAGCAGUUCUCUCAGCAGCACAGCACAAAGCAUUUCAGCCAGAAGCGGUGACUCCAAGUCUGCCUGGUCAUCUGGAGCUGGCGCCAACUCCUCUCUGGCCCAUGAGCUGUGGAAGGUCCCGCUGCCCUCCAGGAGUGUCUCCACUCCAUCCCGACCACCACCUGGCCUCACAGGCCAGAAGCAGCCUGCCCCCUGGGAUGACGGCCCUCUGCGUCUUGGGACUUGGGGGGGCUCCGACUCUAGGUUCACACCUGGUUCCAAUUGGAGUGACAGCAACUCAGGAAGGGCAGCCACCAACUGGCUUGUUCUGAAAAAUCUCACCCCUCAGAUUGACGGCUCCACCCUGAGGACCCUGUGCAUGCAGCAUGGCCCCCUCAUGACAUUCCACCUGAACUUGCCUCACGGCAAUGCAGUCGUCUGCUACAGUUCGAAGGAGGAAGCCGCCAAGGCACAGACAUCUCUGCACAUGUGCGUUUUAGGGAACACUACCAUUCUUGCUGAGGUUGCCGGUGAGGAGGAGGUCAGCCGUUUCUUUGCACAAGGCCAGUCGUCAGUGACCACUUCACCAGGCUGGCAGGCCCUCGGCGUCCCCCCAGGCCGUGGUAGUUCCAUGGACGGCAGUCAUCCCUAUCCCGGACACUGGAGCGGUGCUGGGGAUCUGCAGGCCUCCCCCCUCUGGGGGGCUCCCAACUAUUCCACGAGCCUGUGGGGGAACCCUGGGGGCGGGGAGAGCCGGGGCAUGGCCAGCUCCUCCCCACUUGCAUCCUUCCUCCCUGACCACUUGACGGGAGGUGGGGACGGGAUGUAAGGCAGCUCACACCUUCCAGCUCCAGAACUGUGACCUCAGUGUGUAACAAGUAAUAACCAUAACAAUAACGUUAAAGGUGUGAUGUGAAGAACACGAAUGGCACUAGUGGAACUGCCCCAUCCCCCAAGGAGCUGCCCUGCCGUUGCACACGCUGGGGCCAUCCUGUGGAAACCAGUUACGCUUUUCUACCCAGCUUAACACAUUUGUUUUAGCCCAAAACAUAUCAGUUUGAAUACUUGAAUCAUGCAGGCCAAUAUUAUAAAUGUGAAAGGAUAUAUUUACACUUCCAGGCAGUGCUCUUCAUACAGACGAAUAUGCUUCAAACAAGCUCAAUUAAUGUUUAUUUGAAUUCCAUUUACUUAUUUUUUAGUUUGCUGAUGCUGGUGGAGAAUGAGCUUUCAACUUUGCACUGAAUUUUUUUUUUUUUUUUUUCCUCAGUAUAAUCUGCAAUAUGGAGGGAGCCAGAUGUUCCCACUUAGUCGUUUACUCAAGGAUGUUCUUAGUGUACAUGCUCUACUAUGCCUUGACAUACACCCUACCUUACCAUGGUAUUGUGGAGUUUCGCGAUCAAGAUACAAAUGCUGACAUAGGAUGAUGUCUGAUGUUGAGGAGAGUAAGUAUUGCACCAGUUUUGUGUUGGAAGACUAAAGGGUUGAGCCCUGCGGUGUGAGCUGUAGCCACAGGCGUGACUCGGAGAGCUGCUCCGCCAGUCUGAGGCGCAACAGCACUUUCACAAAGGCUUUCAGUUUGGUUUGGAGGACCUUUUUGAGGGGCCCUCUUGUUUACAGACUUAGAGGGAAAGUGUUUGCUCUUCCUUCAUUUUGAAAUGCAUAAAAUACAAAAAAAAACCCCAAAAAGUGAGGGGGGGGGAAAAAAAAAACAAAAA